Aspergillus nomiae NRRL 13137 is the source of this 1458-nucleotide messenger RNA. Its product is annotated as putative zinc metallopeptidase. Gene Ontology annotation, molecular function: hydrolase activity, acting on carbon-nitrogen (but not peptide) bonds, in cyclic amidines. Lineage: Eukaryota; Fungi; Ascomycota; Eurotiomycetes; Eurotiales; Aspergillaceae. The coding region runs from base 1 to 1458 and encodes 485 amino acids. The transcript has a single exon. The record is from RefSeq and is a predicted model, not a curated record.
AUGUCGCCACCGCAGCUCUCCCCCGAAAUCCAAACUAUUUCCAACGUCCGUCUAUACUCCCACAGUUCAAAUCCAACAACAUACGACCUCACCGUCUCUAGCGAACACUCCCUCAGCUCCAUAGUCCCCCACUCUCAAUCGAACGCCUCCCCUAACACAUCUUAUCCUCCUCUGGCCCUGCCGGCCCUCACCCACCCCCACAUCCACCUCGACAAAGCCUACAUCCUCAACUCCACCACCAUCCACCCCCAGACAGGCUCCUUCCAAGAAGCCCUGAGUCUAACCACCCAAGCCAAAUCCACCUUCACCGAGCCCGACCUCCACCGCCGCGGCGAAUGGCUCUUAUCCGAAUCCCUCCUCAACGGCGUAACCGCCCUGCGCGCCUUCAUCGAGAUCGACACCACCGUCCAGCAUAAGUGCCUCACCACCGGCAUCCAACUCAAACACUCCUGGCGCAACCACUGCCACAUCCAGCUCGUAGCAUUCGCCCAAGACCCGCUCUUCUCCGGCCCACACGCCCAAGCCAACCGCGACCUCAUGCACUGCGCCUUGACAGACCACGGGGCCCACCUGGAUGUCAUCGGCGUCACGCCCUACGUAGAAGCCGAUCUAGAGACAGCCAAACAAAGCAUCAAAUGGGCCAUCACCACCGCCUGGCAAACGCACAAACAUGUCGAUUUCCACCUCGACUACCACCUCGAUCCCACCAAGGGCGCCUUGGUCUGGUUCGUCCUGCAAUGUUUACGGGACGUAGGGUGGACCAAAUCCCGGUCUAACAAGAGGGUCAUGUUAGGCCAUUGCACACGAUUCACCCUGUUCAGGGACGAUGAAUGGGAACGACUAACCACGGAGAUUGGGACCGGUGACCAUGCUUUACCCGUUAGUCUUGUGGGUCUGCCCACCAGUGAUUUGUAUAUGGCUUCGCCUCCCCUCUCGUCUUCUUGCUGUGUUUCUCCUCCUUCUUCCCCUAUUUCUGGUUCUUGUUCUUCUGGUUCUUGUUGUACUUCAAAGCACGGCGAUACAGUCCGCGGCACGUUACGAGUCCCCGAGCUGAUCAGACGAUAUGGUCUCGACGUCGUCCUGGGGGUGAACAACGUCGGCAACGCAUUCACACCGUGGGGAUCUGUCGAUCCACUCGGAUUAGCCUGUUUGGCGGUUGGUAUGUACCAGGCCGGGACGGUGGAGGACGCCGAGAUAUUGUAUGAGUGUGUUUCGACGCGCGCUAGGGCUGCCAUGGGGUUGGACGAGGAUACUACUGGGCUGUGUAUUCGGAGGCCGGAUUUACUGUUGUUUUUUGAUGUGGAUGAGUCCGGUGGUGGGGUUGUGAGGCCGCGCAGGAGCGUGGCUGAGGUGGUUUGGGAUCCGCCGGCUCGCAUGGCGAGGGCGGUGGUUUCUGGGGGGAAGUUGGUGCGUACGAGGGGACGGUUGUGGGAUGAGAGUGCGUUUGGGUUUGUGUAG